This is a messenger RNA of Penicillium brasilianum, 1203 nucleotides long. NCBI's taxonomy places the organism in Eukaryota, Fungi, Ascomycota, Eurotiomycetes, Eurotiales, Aspergillaceae. The record is from the annotation of a GenBank genome assembly.
AUGAAACACCAAAACUACGCUGAGUUUACGUCUUCCAUGACGGUUGAUUCCGACAAAUGGUCUGAAGUGGGAUGUGUGCGCCAAAUCGUUCAGCCCUCAGAUACCCUGAGUUUUCAACUUACCUCUGGCACAACUGGUCUGCCUAAAGUGGCCAUGUUAUCUCAUUUGAGUAUGCUCAACAACGCGCGCUUUGUGGGUCAAAGGCUGGGUAUCGCGUCAACUGAUGUGAUUUGCUGCCCUCCGCCGUUGUUCCAUUGUUUUGGUCUCGUGAUGGGAUUUUUGGCGAGUCUCAUUCAUGGCACGACUAUCGUCUUCCCAUCCGAUCAUUUCAAUGCUGAUGCAGUCCUGGAAUCGGUAUAUCGCCAUCAGUGCACAGCUCUCCUAGGCGUACCUACCAUGUUUAUUGCAGAGCUGGAGGCGCUUCAGUCUAGAAACGACCCUAUAAUUAGUCUUCGCAAAGGUCUUAUCGCCGGCUCAACUAUAUCGCACAUAUUGAUGAAUCGGCUCAGUAAGUCUAUGGGCUUGAGUGAGAUGAUGAUUGCAUAUGGCAUGACUGAAACUGCUCCUGUGUCCUUCAUGAGUGCAGCUGAUGAUGCUCCCAACAAGCGAAAUGAGACUGUCGGGCGUGUGAUGCCUCAUACUCAAGCUAAAGUUAUCAAUCACUUGGGCGAGACAGUACAUCGCGGUGCAAGAGGUGAACUUUGUGUGAGUGGCUAUGGGCUGCAGAAGGGCUAUCUCAAAAAUGCAACAAAGACGGCGGAGGUCAUGAGUUUUGACAAAGAUGGGGUAUUAUGGAUGCAUACAGGCGAUGAAUGUGUGAUAGACAGUGAGGGAUACUGUCGCGUUACAGGAAGAAUUAAGGAUAUUAUUAUCAGAGGGGGAGAGAACAUAUUUCCCGCUGAAAUUGAAGAUCGCCUUAUCGCCCAUCCAGCCGUCUCCGAAGCCAGCGUUGUUGGUGUGCGAGAUGCCAAGUACGGAGAGGUUGUGGCGUGUUUUCUGAAGAGUGCUUUGCAGCCGGUAGACAGGCCAACAACGGAGGAAAUUCAGAGCUGGGUACGUGAUGUGAUGAGCAGAUCCAAGUCUCCACAGCAUGUAUUUUGGGUUGGUGAUGGGGGAGUGUGCGAAGACUUUCCCACUACUGGGAGUGGGAAGCACCAGAAGCAUUUGCUCCGAGAGAUUGGAAAUAAACUUCUUUGCUGCUAG